Messenger RNA from Hibiscus syriacus, 1686 nucleotides. RefSeq names its product sucrose transport protein SUC2-like. The transcript is spliced from 4 exons. Gene Ontology annotation, cellular component: vacuole; plasma membrane. The record is from RefSeq and is a predicted model, not a curated record. Lineage: Eukaryota; Viridiplantae; Streptophyta; Magnoliopsida; Malvales; Malvaceae. Gene Ontology annotation, biological process: sucrose transport; transmembrane transport. The coding region runs from base 26 to 1519 and encodes 497 amino acids. Gene Ontology annotation, molecular function: sucrose:proton symporter activity.
GAGUCUAGUUUUACAGAUAAAACACAUGGCAACUACAAUGGAAAACGGAGUUCCGCCAUCUCCAAGCUCGAUAAGGAAAAUCAUCACCGUCGCCUCCAUUGCCGCCGGCAUCCAGUUCGGCUGGGCUCUUCAGCUGUCUCUUCUAACCCCAUACGCCCAGACCCUCGGCGUCCCCCACACAUGGGCGUCUUUCAUUUGGCUCUGCGGGCCAAUCUCCGGCCUCCUUGUUCAACCCAUCGUGGGUUACAACAGUGACCGUUGCACCUCCCGGUUCGGUCGACGCCGACCCUUUAUUGUCUCUGGAGCCGCCUCGGUCUCCAUCGCCGUCUUCCUCAUCGGUUUCGCUAAAGACAUGGGUCACCAUGCAGGCGAUUCGUUGGAGAAACCGACGAAACCGAGAGCCGUAGCGAUAUUUGUCGUCGGGUUUUGGAUCCUCGACGUCGCUAACAACAUGUUGCAAGGUCCGUGCCGGGCCCUACUCGCCGACUUAUCGGCUAACGACCACAAAAAGAUGAGGACGGCCAACGGUUGGUUCUCGUUCUUCAUGGCGGUUGGAAACGUUUUGGGCUAUGCCGCCGGUUCUUACUCCCGCCUUUACAAGAUCUUCCCCUUCACAAAAACAAGAGCCUGCGACAUUGAUUGCGCCAAUCUCAAAUCAUGCUUCAUCAUCGAUAUAAUACUCCUCGUCUUAGUCACCGUAACCGCCGUGACAACCGUCAAAGAAUCUCCGUUCACGAAGCAAGUCGACGAGGAAGAAACAGAGAAAAGGUCUCUGUUCGUCGGCGAGGUCGUGUCCGCUUUCAAGAGCUUGAAGAAGCCAAUGUGGAUAUUGUUGCUGGUGACUUGCCUCAACUGGAUGGCGUGGUUCCCGUUCUUUUUGUUCGACACCGACUGGAUGGGGACGGAGGUGUACGGAGGGAAAGUGAAAGGUAACGCGCACGAAGUCAAGAAUUAUGGCGACGGAGUUCGGAAGGGUUCGUUGGGGCUGAUGAUCAACUCGGUCGUGUUGGGGUUGUCGUCGCUGGCGUUGGAGCCGGUGGGGCGGUUGAUCGGUGGGGUAAAAAACGUGUGGGGGGUCGUGAACUUUAUCUUGUGUGCGUGCUUGGCGUCGACGGUGGCGAUUACCAAGGCUGCCGAGGCUUGGAGACAUCGUGCCGGACCCGAGUUUGGCCAUCCUCCGGCUAAUGUUCUAGGCUCUGCGUUGGCUGUAUUCGGAAUUUUGGGUAUUCCACUUGCGGUAACAUUCAGUAUCCCAUUCGCUCUGGCAUCCAUCUACUGCUCUUCUGCUGGUGGUGGUCAAGGUCUUUCUCUAGGAGUGUUGAACAUGUCUAUAGUUAUCCCACAGAUGUUUAUAUCAGUAGUUAGUGGGCCAUUGGAUGAUGCAUUCGGGGGAGGCAACUUGCCGGCCUUUGUGUUCGGGUCAAUAACGGCGGCCGUCAGUGGAUUGUUGGCGAUACUGGCAUUGCCGAACCCGCCGAAACAAGUAUCCCUCUCACCGGGAAUGGGCGGCGGCCAUUAGUACUCGAUCGGUAGCCUUUUGCAUGCAUGUGCCGGUUGUGUGUAGGUUGUUUUUUUCUUCCACAUAAUAUUUGCUUGUGAUGAUGCAAUGCGGUCAUGGCUCAGUCCCAUGCAUCCUUAUGUAUUGUUUUUAAGAGGCUUUUUCUUACAUGUAGGGAAGUUUGCAGG